ACUUCAAAUGCUAAAGUGCAAUAAAGCCAGAGGUAGUGCAGCAAGUUUCUCUGAAAAUUUCACAACAAACUGGUUUCUUUAGUUUGGAGGAUUCACUCACAGGUGCAGUGGGAGAGGUAUAGCAGUUCAGCUUGAUGGAGCUGCCAACUCGACCGACACUUUUUGAUUUCCAUGGCGUCUCCAUGACCAAAUAUUUCACUGACAACUGGGAAAACAUCCAGAACUUUGAGGCCAGACCAGAUGAUAUUCUUAUAGCCAGUUACCCUAAAUCAGGAACCACAUGGGUUUGCUACAUGCUGGAUCUCCUGUACUUCGGCAACAUGUGUCCAGAGCGUCAGACUUCUGUUCCUCUGCAUGAGAGAGUGCCCUUCUUGGAGAUCUGUGCACCUCCUCGACCCAAAGGAACAGACCUGGCAGAUCAACUCUCCACUUCUCCUCGUCUCAUUAAAACUCAUCUACCAGUCCAAUUUGUACCAAAGUCCUUCUGGGAGCAACGCUGUAGAAUUGUCUAUGUGGCUCGUAAUCCAAAAGACAAUGUUGUGUCUUACUACCACUUUGCUCGAAUGAAUGGUGACCAUCCGGAAGUGGGAGACUGGAGCACCUUCCUGCAGGACUUUAUGGAGGCAAAGAUGGUGUUUGGAUCAUGGUACGAACAUGUAAACAACUGGUGGGAGAAGAAACAAACUUAUUCAAAACUUCACUACAUGUUUUAUGAAGAUUUGUCUGAGAACUCUGGACGAGAAAUAGACCGACUGUGCUCCAUCUUCGGCUUAUCUCCAUCAGCUGAAGAAAAGGAAAAAGUCAGAGCCGCAGUCAUGUUUGACAAUAUGAAACAGGACAAAAUGGCAAACUUCUCCACGAUUCACAUAAUGAAGCAGGACGUGUCGCCUUUUAUGAGAAAAGGAAAAGUGGCAGACUGGAAGAACCAUUUCACCGUGUCCCAGAACGAACACUUUGAUGAAGAUUACAAGCAGAAAAUGAAGUAUCCUGAGCUGCGCUUUCGUACUGAAAUUUAGAGGUUUAGUUGCAAUUAAUAAUGCCAAAACUGACAUUGGAACUGCGGAUUAGUGGAUUAAUUGUCACAGCUAAAUAUUUUUAAGAAUUGGUCACCUUUGAUUUUAUUCUUUAAUCUCACCAAAAAAUGGUCAGAUUAUAAAUAUUUAAUUAAUAGUGACUAAGGGUUUGUGAUCUUGACUUGUUUUUAGUCAGACCUUCACUCGAUUUAAACUAAAGCAGCAUUUUAAAAGACAAGUGGGUCCAAAUUCCUCAACAGUAUGGAGACUUUAAAUCAUUGCUGCAAACAUGGUUUUACAGAUUUUUUUUUUCAUUUUGGAGUUUAUUCUUGUUUUUAUAAACAUCAAGCGAUUUGGCUUGGUGGUUGUCAAACAAACAGGAGUGUCCAGUGUAAUGUUCAUCUGAGCUACAUAACUGUUUACUAUGUCCUGACAUGUAAAACCUCUAAAAUGGAAAGAUUUACUUUCAGUAUCAUAUUGUAUUAUUUCAACUAAUGAAUGGUCAGAACACUCUUGCGUAAGUCUUUGAAAUAAAAAGCUGAGCUGCUAAGACAACU
Molecule: messenger RNA, 1570 nt
Organism: Austrofundulus limnaeus
Lineage: Eukaryota; Metazoa; Chordata; Actinopteri; Cyprinodontiformes; Rivulidae
Product: cytosolic sulfotransferase 3
Exons: 8
Coding region: 135-1016 (293 amino acids)
Molecular function (GO): sulfotransferase activity
Source: RefSeq, a predicted model, not a curated record